Messenger RNA from Durio zibethinus, 913 nucleotides. RefSeq lists its product as uncharacterized. The record is from RefSeq and is a predicted model, not a curated record. NCBI's taxonomy places the organism in Eukaryota, Viridiplantae, Streptophyta, Magnoliopsida, Malvales, Malvaceae.
AAAAAAGUGCCCUUAAAAAAGAACCCAAUAAACCUUUUGUGAAAAAAACUGGCACUGACAAGGAAAAACACCACCACCACUUGCCAUUAUCAAAACCUAUUUACAAAAGGUAGCCUUCCAUUUCCAAGCUCUCACCCCCAAUCCGAAUUCCUGAAAUCAAGCCUCUUACCAUUGCCAGAAACACCCAAACUAGAAAAAAAAAUGUGGCGUAUGCUGGUAGUUUUGAGACGAAAUCUGCAAAACAUCAAAAAGAGCCCCCGAGUGGCCGAUGAGAACAUGUUUGGAGGUGCAGGUAAUAACAAUAAUGGAGCUGAGAUGCCAAUUUUCAUUGACGGAAGAUCCCGUGGUUCCUGGAAUGGUCUUUCUGUCAUUUGCAGCGUUGUUAGAGCUCCUCUUUCUUUAGUUUCUUGCUUCUCUGAACCCCAUGUUAACGGAGCUGAUGGAGUUUGGGUGUCAAGUGAAUUUGCUCAAAUUUCAGAGAUGAAUCACCUGAUGGUGAGUGAUAGCUUGCGGUAUGCAAUCUUGUUGUAAAAAUGAGAUACAAGUAAAUCUUAGAAUUGUUUUCUUUUCUUUUCUUUUUGGGCAAUCAAUCAAGGAAGGGGAAUUUUGCUGUGUGUUCUUUGUUAGGUACUUUGCAUGGAUUGACAAAAUUAUAAAUUGUUGGCUUUUUUUUUUCCUUUUAAUUUUGUUUUGGGCCUUUGGAUUGUGAUCCAUGUAAUUUCCCUUAUAUUUUGCUGUGUGUUCUUUGUUAGAUACUUUGCCUGGAUUGACAAAAUUAUGAAUUGUUGGCUUUUUUUUUUCCUUUUAAUUUUGUUUUGGGCCGUUGGAUUGUGACCCAUGUAAUUUCCCUUAUCAAUAAAUAAAUAAAUAUACACACACACACAUAUAUAUAUAUAUAUAUAUGUGGAAAAGA